Messenger RNA from Linum tenue, 828 nucleotides. NCBI's taxonomy places the organism in Eukaryota, Viridiplantae, Streptophyta, Magnoliopsida, Malpighiales, Linaceae. The record is from the annotation of a GenBank genome assembly.
AUGUGCAUAGCUGCUUUCCUGUGGCAAGGUCACCCGCUCUACCCUUUGCUGCUCUUGCACAACAGAGAUGAAUACCACAGCAGGCCAACAAGACCAGUGGAGUGGUGGGGAGGAAGCGAGGAAAUGGAUGUUCUAGGCGGGAGGGAUGAUAUGGCAGGAGGGACAUGGCUGGCCUGUUCAAGAGGAGGGAAAGUGGCAUUUCUCACCAAUGUUCUAGAGCUUCAUCCUGACCCUGACGCCAAAACCCGUGGGGAGCUCCCUGUUCUUUUCCUGCAGAGCUGCAAGAGUCCAAGGGAGUUUGCAGAGGGAGUGGCGAAGGAGGCUCACCUCUACAACGGGUUCAACCUGAUUCUCUCAGACAUUUCGUCGAACACCAUGAUGUAUAUCUCCAAUAGACCAGAAGGCGAUGCUGUGGUGGUCCGGGACGUUUCCCCCGGCCUCCAUGUCCUCUCCAAUGAGAAGCUCGACUCGCCCUGGCCCAAGGCGCUGAAGCUGGGGAUGGGCUUCAAAGAACAGCUAUUGAAUUAUGGAGAAGGGGAAGUUGAUCUGAAAGAGAUGGCGAAGAAGCUAAUGAGGGACAGAGUGAAAGCUGACGAGAACAGGCUGCCUGGCAUUUGUGAUGUGGAAUGGGAGUUGGGUUUAAGCUCCAUUUUUGUGGAAGUUGACACCCCGCUGGGACGGUGUGGCACAAGGAGCACCAUUGCUCUGUCUGUGGGGAGAAAUGGAGAAGUUACAUUUGACGAGACCUACCUUGAAGAUGGAACUUGGAAGGAGAAAACCAUUAGUUACUGGAUCCAGAAGCUGAAGCUCAGCAAUGACAAGAAAUGA